This is a messenger RNA of Chara braunii, 3780 nucleotides long. Lineage: Eukaryota; Viridiplantae; Streptophyta; Charophyceae; Charales; Characeae. The record is from the annotation of a GenBank genome assembly.
CCGUUGCAACCAGCAGCUCGCUACUCGCGAGGACGUUGUGUCCUCUCUUCUGGACUUGAGCAUGCUCUUGGCUCGUCAGGAGCGACUCACCCUCCAUGUCGCUGCCCUGCAUCGCCUUCUCACCAUCCUCUCUGACCGUGAUCGCACCCUCCCGAUCAUCCGAGUACGAUUGGGGACCUCCACGAGGGUGUACUCAGCGCUGUGGGAUUCAGGUUCUCAGGGCGACUUCAUUUACCCCCGUGUGGUGAAAGAAGCCCGCUUACCUACGACCGGGUCUCCGUCUCCCAUCUCUGUCACCCUAGGGGACGACAAGACCCAGCGCUUCUUCGAUCAGACGGUCACCGACCUCCCUUUCUUCCUCACUCUCGAGCCGACUGAUCGUUCCCCGGCGUCUCGUCGCCACCGCUUCUCUGCAUAUUUUGAUGUGAUGGAGACGGGGUACGACUUGAUUCUCGACACUCCGUGGUCUCGUCGGUUCCGCAGCACCGAGGACGAUUCGGCGACCAACACUCUCGUUCUCAAAACGAAGUGUGGACAGACGUAUCGCGUACCUUUCAUAGGUACCCCCGCGACACCACGCCCCGAUCCUCCUCCCCCGGAGCCUUCCGUGCCCACACCACCUCCUUCUAUCACUGUCACCUCGCCUCGACAGUUUGCCCACUUCAUCCGACAGGACGACAUCACCUUCUUUAUGGUGAACGUGACGGAUCUCUUACACUAUGAUCCACCAUGUCCCGACGCCGAGCUCAUCCCUCUGGAGCCAGAUCCUCCUAUCUCCAUGGCUCCCAUCUCUACUUCCGUCCUUCCGCCAUCCGUCGAGUCCACUCCGCUAUCGCGCACUGACGCUGACGCUGAGGAACUCACACGAUAUACGGCUGACCUGGAGCCCGCAGUUUGUGACCUCAUCCGAGAGUACCACGACGUUUUCCCAUCGUCAUUCUUGUACGCCGGCAUCCCACCGAUGCGUGACGUCGAGCACUCCAUUCAGCUUAUGCCUGACUAUCGUGUUCACCACCAGGCACCCUACAGACUCUCGAUCCCCGAGGCCACCGAACUCAAGCGUCAGCUUGAGGAGCUCCUGAGACUGGGUUUCAUUAAAUCCAGCAACUCCCCAUGGGUUGCACCCGUCCUCUUUGCUCGCAAAGGGUUUGGAACUCUUCGUCUCUGCAUCGACUACCGCGGUCUCAACCGCUACACGAUUAAGAACAACUACCCCAUGCCUCGUUUCAAUAAGUUGUUCGACCGCCUAGCAGGCAACCGCUUCUUUACGAAGAUUGAUCUUCGUAGCGGUUACCAUCAGAUCUGCGUCGCUGCAGUCGACCAGCCGAAGACCGCGCUCCGAUCGCAAUUCGGCCACUACGAGUUCGCGGUGAUGCCAUUCGGCCUCACCAACGCACCCGCUACCUUCCAGAGGGCGAUGAACGACAUCUUCAGGGAAAUCCUGGAGCAGUACGUUCUCGUCUACCUCGACGAUAUCCUGGUCUAUAGUCGUACCCUUGAGGAGCACCUCAGACACCUCCGCGACAUCCUUGACCGCUUGCGSAGACAUGGCWUCUACGCCAAGCUDAGCAASUGCCGCUUUGCCCAGCACAAAGUGGAUUUCUUAGGACACUACGUGUCUGACCAGGGUCUCCACAUGGACGACGCGAAGAUCACUGCUAUUGCGGAGUGGCCCACCCCCACAUCCGCCAAGCAGCUUCGCAGCUUCCUAGGCCUGACCAGCUACUAUAGUAAUUUCAUCCGGGGAUACGCUAGGUAUUCCUACGUGCUUACCUCCACCCUUCUCCGGAAGAACCCACCCUGGGCUUGGACACCCCUCCACGAGGACGCCUUCCGCGCCCUCAAGAAGGCGGUGACAUGCGCACCGGUUCUUCACCUACCCGAUUUUGAUCGCCCUUUUAUCCUUACCACCGAUGCGUCAGACUUUGUUGUAGGAGCAGUGCUUUCUCAGGUCUUCCCCUCCUCUCCGGAUUCCUCUCAUCCUCGUAUCCCUCGCUUCCCACCACCUAUCCCUACCACUGCUUCCCGACUGACACCUACUCGUCCAGCUACUGACGAGCCAUCUAUUGACUAUUCUUCUACCAUCGUCGAGGACGGAACUGUCGAGUCUCGCUCAGGUGAUUGUUCGAUAGCCUUCUACUCCCGUCAGCUCCUGCCCGCCGAGAUAAACUACACCGCUGAUGAACAUGAGCUACGUGUCCGAGCAGUAGCAGAGUUCCAUGACCAGGCAGCCGCCGGUCAUAUGGGCUUCCACAAGACGUUGGCUCGUGUGAGCCGCCUGUACGUCUGGCCGAAGCGCAAGGACUUUGUGAAGGACUASGUCRCMGAGUGUCCCACCUGWMAGGAGGUGAACARUGCGAACCACCUACCUUAUGGUUUGCUCCARCCUCUUCYUAUCCCUGAGGGUCGUUGGCAGUCCAUCUCGAUGGACUUUAUCAGUCCUCUUCGUCCUCCGACCCCUCGCGGUCAUGAUGCUAUCCUGGUCGUCGUCGACCGCUUCACGAAGCGUGCAUGCUUUGUUUCGUGCCGCUAUGCCAUCAGUGCACGUGAGGUCGCCGACAUCGUAUUUGACGGAGUCGUGCGUGACCACGGCUUACCUCUGAGCAUCAUAUAUGAUCGUGACCCGUGCUUUACCAGCCGAUUCUGGCGACGGCUCCACGAGGUGUACAACACUCAGCUCCGCUUCUCCUCGUCUUACCAUCCUCAAACUGAUGGUCAGACCGAGAUCACGAGGAGGACUCUCGGAGAUAUUCUCCGAAAGAUUGUUCGUGACGACCAGCAGUGGGAUCUCCAUCUUGCCUACGUGGAGAUAGCCUACAACCACGUCGUCUCGCUAGCCACGGGGAUGUCGCCUUACUAUUGCGACCUCGGCUAUCACCCGCGUGUUCCCGCGGACUUCCUUCGACCGUCCCAGCUGCACCCCGACACGAGUUGUCCCUCGCUGAAUGAUUGGGUUGCACACAUGACGUCUAUYAUGAAGACCGCACAUGAGCACAUAGCCGCUUCCCAGACUCGCAUGGCAGCACGUGCGAACCGAUCGAGGAUGGAUCAUCCAUUCAAAGUCGGUGAUGAUGUGCUUAUCGACGCCCGCCACUUACAGCUCGAAGCGGACACGCUUCACAAUUUUCGGCGUCGCUUCUUUGGCCCAUGCCGCAUCCUCCAGGCCGUCAGUUCUAAUACGGCAUCUAGCCCGGUCAGCUUUCGUGUGAAGUUGCCCGACUACCUACGCCAGGCUCGUGUGCACGAUGUCUACCACGUCUCGUUACUGCGUGCUUACCACAGACCGUCUGAGCGUUUCGCUAGACGACCAUACGAGCGCCCUCCACCCAUCAUGGUGGACGGUCACGAGAAGUUCCUCGUUUCAGACAUCAUUGGUCGCCGAGUCACCGACGACAACCCUCCCCACGUCGAGUAUCUCGUACGUUGGAAGGGUUACCGUGAUGAGGAGGCCACCUGGGAGCCCCUCGAGCACUUGCAGCACACUCGCAUGUUGGUGCGUGCCUAUGACCGUGCUCGUCGUGCUGGGUUCCCUGCUCCUCCUCAGCCCACUGACCCUCCUCCUUCUCCCCCGACUGAGGAGACCGCUGAAGUCGAGCCUGCUCCAUCUGAGGCAGACCUUCAGCAGCAGCCGGAUGCUUCUGAGCGUCCACAGCGCACUCGUCGCCGUCCUGCUCGAUACGAGGAUUGACUCUGACCUACCUUCCCACAUCUUUGACUUCUUAGUACUCCAUCCUUAUCAGUUUUGCUACUUCAGCUCGUCGACGUUGCAGCUCUUCCUCG